Molecule: messenger RNA, 1434 nt
Organism: Elaeis guineensis (African oil palm)
Lineage: Eukaryota; Viridiplantae; Streptophyta; Magnoliopsida; Arecales; Arecaceae
Product: rac-like GTP-binding protein 5
Biological process (GO): small GTPase-mediated signal transduction
Molecular function (GO): GTP binding; GTPase activity
Source: RefSeq, a predicted model, not a curated record
UUGUUCCCGUUGGAUCUGGAAUGGUAGAUUGGGAAGAGAGAAAUUAGAGAGAGAAACUACGCAUGUUAGCCGUCCAUGAAGUAUGUGAAACUUUUUUUCCAUUUAUAUUCUUCUCAAUUUAUGACCAUCCUCGGAAGCGACUGGUAGACCGCUUCAACCGCACCGUUUCCCGGCCACCCCUCCCCGUCUCUCGCCCAAAAAAGGUGCUCUCUGUCUCUCUUUCUCUGUCUAACCGAGAAAAAUUCUCAGCUAAGAGAAGGCGAAAGAAAAGAAAGAGAGAUCUUCCCGCAGAUCUCCGCUCCUAGGGUUAGGGUUACUCCUUUUCUGCCCCACUGAUGCUUAGCUGAGGAGGCGGAGUCGGAGACGGCGGCGGCGGAGGAGAGAUUGGAGGAGGAGGCCGCGGGGGAGAAGGAGAUCUGCGGAGGAGAUGAGCGCGUCGAGGUUCAUAAAGUGCGUCACUGUGGGGGACGGUGCCGUCGGCAAGACCUGCAUGCUUAUAUCCUACACCAGCAACACCUUCCCCACGGAUUAUGUUCCAACAGUUUUCGACAAUUUCAGUGCAAAUGUCGUGGUUGAUGGUAGCACUGUUAACCUAGGUUUGUGGGAUACUGCAGGCCAGGAGGACUAUAAUAGAUUAAGACCUCUGAGCUAUCGUGGGGCUGAUGUUUUUUUGCUUGCGUUCUCUCUCAUCAGUAAGGCCAGCUAUGAAAAUGUUGCCAAGAAGUGGAUUCCUGAAUUGAGGCACUAUGCACCUGGUGUGCCUAUAAUUCUUGUUGGAACGAAGCUUGAUCUUCGGGAUGAUAAACAGUUCUUUAUAGAUCACCCAGGUGCUGUUCCCAUUACUACUGCUCAGGGAGAAGAGCUGAGGAAAGCAAUUGGAGCUCCUGCCUACAUCGAGUGCAGUUCAAAGACCCAACAAAACGUCAAGGCAGUUUUCGAUGCAGCCAUUAAGGUAGUACUCCAGCCUCCCAAGCAAAAGAAGAAGAAGAGGAAGGGACAGAAGGGCUGCUUCAUUUUGUGAUCGUCAAACACAAGAAGAAAGAAUGAUGACACACCAGCCAUCCUUUAUUGUAGCUUCUCGCUCCAUCGGAGGAUCUUGGUCGGUGCAUAAUUAACUGACGGCGGUAGCAAGCAAUGAAAGGCAUCAGGUGAUCUGUUUCAUUUUUCUGUCUUGUGGUGGUCUGUUACACACUUGUCGUAAUGUGCACCUUCAGAUGAUGACUUAUUUACGUUGAUGCGGGGGAAAUCUUGCUUAAAGAUACUUUCCUUGCAAGGACAUGGUAUCUUAGUACUUUGUACCUUAUUCAAUUGCUCAAAAGGCUUGGCUAGAUUUGCAACUGUUACCUGAAUGUAUUAUGUUCCUGAAACUCCGAUCACCUAUUUUCAUGCAAAUCAUUGGAAUGGGAUGGGCAAGCAUAGCAUGCUUCUCUACAA